AUGGCGACCGAUGAAGAACAAGCAAACAUUAAUGUUCACUAUAUUACAGGCUUCGGCGAAUUGGCCAGCCUUAUCGCUAGUGACGAGGAUCAAACCACUGCGGUGUAUAAACGCUUUGACAAGUUAGCGGCACGGGACUUGCUGUACUAUGAAUGCGAACUUUUGGAACUGGAAGCCCUCCAAAAUCAAUAUGAUCGCGAGGACGCUCUCGACGCAAGAAAACCAGAUAAUGCCGAUAAUUUACAGUGGCGGAUUCGCACAAAUGCUCGAGAUUGGGUGUCGUUCAAACACCGAGCUGCGCAGGAAGCUGAGGCCAAUGACAAAAGUGAUGAGCGUUGGAAGAAGAGGAUGGACCUCGCGAUGGAGGUCCGGGGAAGCCCUCCUGCUGAACUCGACGCUCCUCACGCUUCGUCCACCGUCUAA
This is a messenger RNA of Clonostachys byssicola, 423 nucleotides long. NCBI's taxonomy places the organism in Eukaryota, Fungi, Ascomycota, Sordariomycetes, Hypocreales, Bionectriaceae. The record is from the annotation of a GenBank genome assembly.